Molecule: messenger RNA, 873 nt
Organism: Microthlaspi erraticum
Lineage: Eukaryota; Viridiplantae; Streptophyta; Magnoliopsida; Brassicales; Brassicaceae
Source: the annotation of a GenBank genome assembly
AUGGAAGAAGAAGACGAAGAAGUGACGCAGAAGGAGAAAGAGGAGAAGAAGCAACUAGAGGAAGAAGGCGAUAGAAAGCAAAAAAGAGACCAGUCUUCGCAAUCUGCAAAAUCUCCUCCACUCCAAAAUCGAAUCACCGAGAUGUCUUCUAGAUCGUCGCUUCAUUCAUUACCUCCAACAACGGUGGAUUCUCCUCCUGAUUCACCGACCGUCUCUUCAAUCCCCGAUAGCCAUGGAUCUUCGCCUCACACGAUCAUCCAAACUCCGUCUGUAGCUUCGGUGGCGGCGAAAAACGAGACUCCUUUUAGGGUAACAAACGGAGACUACGGUGAGCAGAAAGUCGGCGAGAGUAGGAGACAGUUGAGGGGGCCGAGUUUCUCUACGGCUCCGCGUGAUUCGAAAUGGGGAAGUUUUGUUAGGAAAGCUCUGCUUGUCUUUAGGGUUUCUGCGUUUGUGUCAUGUCUUGUUUCGUUCUCUGUUAUGGUUGCUGAUAGAGAUAAAGGAUGGGCUCGUGAUUCUUUCUACAAAUACAAAGAGUUCAGGUUCUGUUUGGCUGCGAAUGUGAUUGGUUGUGUCUACUCAGCUUUUAUGAUAUGUGAUCUCGUGUAUCUAUUAUCCACUAGCAUCCGAAGAUCACGACACAACUUGCGACAUUUCUUGGAGUUUGGUCUUGAUCAGAUGAUAGCGUAUCUUCUUGCAUCGGCAUCAACUUCAGCUUCGAUCCGUGUAGACGAUUGGCUAUCAAAUUGGGGAGCAGACAAGUUCCCAGACUUAGCUAGAGCAUCAGUCUCAUUGUCUUUCAUCUCCUUUGUCUCCUUCGCCUUUUGCUCAUUGGCUUCCGGUUAUGCUCUCUGUUCACUCCGGUCUAUCUAA